CCUCCGAUUGGUCGACGGCGAGAGAGACGCUCCCGCACGCCGCCGGCUCUGAUUGGCCCAGCGGUAGGAAAGGUUAAACCAAAAAUUUUUUUACAGCCCUAGUGUGCGCCUGUAGCUCGGAAAAUUAAUUGUGGCUAUAGCCGCCUCGAUCGCUGUCUCCCCAGCCUCGCCGCGGCCGCUCCGGGACGCGCCCGCCCGCCGCCCGGCUCUCCCCCCCUUUGGGCUGCUGCUGCUGCUGCUGUGACUGCUGCUGCGAGAGGAGGAGGAGGAGGAGGAAGCAGCAGGGGGGGGGAGCGGGGGGUGGGGGGGAGACCAAGAAGUACAGUUGGGAGCGAGGGAGCUUCACCCCCGGGGCGGUGGUUGUUUCUUUUUUCUUUCUUUCUUUUUUCUUUUCCUUUUUUUUUUUUUUUUUUUCUAAUUCCUGAGGGGUGGUUGCUGCUUUUGCUACAUGACUUGCCAGCGCCCGAGCCUGCGGUCCAACUGCGCUGCUGCCGGAGCGCUCAGUGCCGCCGCUGCCGCCCGCGCCCCCCGCGCCCCGUUCGGCACCCACCGGUCGCCGCCGCCCGCCGCGCCGCUGUCCCGCUCCCGCGCCGCCGCCGCCGUUUCCCCCCGACGACUGGGUGAUGCUGGACAUGGGAGAUAGGAAAGAGGUGAAAAUGAUCCCCAAGUCCUCGUUCAGCAUCAACAGCCUGGUGCCCGAGGCGGUCCAGAACGACAACCACCACGCGAGCCACGGCCACCACAACAGCCACCACCCCCAGCACCACCACCACCACCACCAUCAUCACCACCACCCGCCGCCGCCCGCCCCGCAACCGCCGCCGCCGCCGCAGCAGCAGCAGCCGCCGCCGCCGCCGCCCCCGGCACCGCAGCCCCCCCAGACGCGGGGCGCCCCGGCCGCCGACGACGACAAGGGCCCCCAACAGCUGCUGCUCCCGCCGCCGCCACCGCCACCACCGGCCGCCGCCCUGGACGGGGCCAAAGCGGACGGGCUGGGCGGCAAGGGCGAGCCGGGCGGCGGGCCCGGGGAGCUGGCGCCCGUCGGGCCGGACGAGAAGGAGAAGGGCGCCGGCGCCGGGGGGGAGGAGAAGAAGGGGGCGGGCGAGGGCGGCAAGGACGGGGAGGGGGGCAAGGAGGGCGAGAAGAAGAACGGCAAGUACGAGAAGCCGCCGUUCAGCUACAACGCGCUCAUCAUGAUGGCCAUCCGGCAGAGCCCCGAGAAGCGGCUCACGCUCAACGGCAUCUACGAGUUCAUCAUGAAGAACUUCCCCUACUACCGCGAGAACAAGCAGGGCUGGCAGAACUCCAUCCGCCACAAUCUGUCCCUCAACAAGUGCUUCGUGAAGGUGCCGCGCCACUACGACGACCCGGGCAAGGGCAACUACUGGAUGCUGGACCCGUCGAGCGACGACGUGUUCAUCGGCGGCACCACGGGCAAGCUGCGGCGCCGCUCCACCACCUCGCGGGCCAAGCUGGCCUUCAAGCGCGGUGCGCGCCUCACCUCCACCGGCCUCACCUUCAUGGACCGCGCCGGCUCCCUCUACUGGCCCAUGUCGCCCUUCCUGUCCCUGCACCACCCCCGCGCCAGCAGCACUUUGAGUUACAACGGCACCACGUCGGCCUACCCCAGCCACCCCAUGCCCUACAGCUCCGUGUUGACUCAGAACUCGCUGGGCAACAACCACUCCUUCUCCACGGCCAACGGCCUGAGCGUGGACCGGCUGGUCAACGGGGAGAUCCCGUACGCCACGCACCACCUCACGGCCGCCGCGCUAGCCGCCUCGGUGCCCUGCGGCCUGUCGGUGCCCUGCUCCGGGACCUACUCCCUCAACCCCUGCUCCGUCAACCUGCUCGCGGGCCAGACCAGUUACUUUUUCCCCCACGUCCCGCACCCGUCAAUGACUUCGCAGAGCAGCACGUCCAUGAGCGCCAGGGCCGCGUCCUCCUCCACGUCGCCGCAGGCCCCCUCGACCCUGCCCUGUGAGUCUUUAAGACCCUCUUUGCCAAGUUUUACGACGGGACUGUCCGGGGGACUGUCUGAUUAUUUCACACAUCAAAAUCAGGGGUCUUCUUCCAACCCUUUAAUACAUUAACAUCCCUGGGACCAGACUGUAAGUGAACGUUUUACACACAUUUGCAUUGUAAAUGAUAAUUAAAAAAAUAAGUCCAGGUAUUUUUUAUUAAGCCCCCCCUCCCAUUUCUGUACGUUUGUUCAGUCUCUAGGGUUGUUUAUUAUUCUAACAAGGUGUGGAGUGUCAGCGAGGUGCAAUGUGGGGAGAAUACAUUGUAGAAUAUAAGGUUUGGAAGUCAAAAUUAUAGUAGAAUGUGUAUCUAAAUAGUGACUGCUUUGCCAUUUCAUUCAAACCUGACAAGUCUAUCUCUAAGAGCCGCCAGAUUUCCAUGUGUGCAGUAUUAUAAGUUAUCAUGGAACUAUAUGGUGGACGCAGACCUUGAGAACAACCUAAAUUAUGGGGAGAGUUUUAAAAUGUUAAACUGUAAUUUGUAUUUUAAAAGCAUUCGUAGUAAAGGUGCCCAAGAAAUUAUUUUGGCCAUUUAUUGUUUUGUCCUUUUCUUUAAAGAACUGUUUUUUUUUUCUUUUGUUUACUUUUAGACCAAAGAUUGGGUUCUAGAAAAUGCACUUGGUAUCUAAGUAUUAAAACAAACAAAAAGGAAAGUUGUUUCAGUUGGCAACACUGCCCAUUCAAUUGAAUCAGAAGGGGACAAAAUUAACGAUUGCCUUCAGUUUAUGUUGUGUAUAUUUUGAUGUAUGUGGUCACUAACAGGUCACUUUUAUUUUUUCUAAAUGUAGUGAAAUGUUAAUACCUAUUGUACUUAUAGGUAAACCUUGCAAAUAUGUAACCUGUGUUGCGCAAAUGCCGCAUAAAUUUGAGUGAUUGUUAAUGUUGUCUUAAAAUUUCUUGAUUGUGAUACUGUGGUCAUAUGCCCGUGUUUGUCACUUACAAAAAUGUUUACUAUGAACACACAGAAAUAAAAAAUAGGCUAAAUUCA
Molecule: messenger RNA, 3009 nt
Organism: Pongo pygmaeus (Bornean orangutan)
Lineage: Eukaryota; Metazoa; Chordata; Mammalia; Primates; Hominidae
Gene: FOXG1
Product: forkhead box G1
Exons: 1
Coding region: 624-2093 (489 amino acids)
Biological process (GO): regulation of transcription by RNA polymerase II
Cellular component (GO): nucleus
Molecular function (GO): sequence-specific double-stranded DNA binding; DNA-binding transcription factor activity
Source: RefSeq, a predicted model, not a curated record